AUGAAGGACUUCUAUGUGACUGUCAUAGAAGUGAGAGGCAUAUGUGAACCAUUGACAUCAGCUACGUGUCAACAACAGAACAAAUGGCUACAGUGUAAUGGCAACAAAGACAAAUGUGAAUCAUUAAAUGAGAAAGGCAUUCUCCGAACGUCUCUUCGGAUUCCAGCAACCAGUAUACCAUCAAAACAGACAUCAUACUAUUGUAUGUUAUUUAGACUACCUAGAAAUGACACAUUCCAUCUUGUGGGAGCAAAACCGAUCAUUGAUAAUAAAGAUAUCACACACCAUAUACUUCUGUUUGGCUGUAACGAACAAGAAGGACAAAUAAUACCAUCGGAAGAACCAUAUGAAUGUGGAAUGUUAGCGCACAGACAAUGUGUCAAUAUUAUUGGGACCUGGACAGUUGGAAGUGAUAGCGAUUGUUUCCACCAUUCUACUGGAUUUAAAAUUGGAUCAUCUGGAUUCCAAACUGCAGCUUUACAGAUUCAUUGGAAUAAUCGAAAUAGAAUUCCAAACAUGACAUUUUCCUCUGGAUUAGAGCUUUUUUAUACUCCAAAUCUUCGACAAUACGAAGCUGGCAUGUUUGCUGUGGGACAAGAGUACCUAAACAUUCCACCGCGAGUUCCUAACAUAAGCUUCCGUUCGAGCUGUUCCAGUGCCUGUACAGAAGUGAUGUUUCCGAAAGGUGUUUUUAUUACAAGAGCAGUUAACCAUAUGCAUUAUAAAGGUAUACAACAAAAUAUAGAGAUAUACAGAGGAAACAAGAAAAUAAGAGACAUUACUCAUGAGCAGGAAUAUACAUAUGACAAACCAGUAUUUUAUCAAUUUGAUCCUCCUAUAAGGAUUCGUCCUGGGGAUGAAAUUAGAACUACAUGUACAUAUUCCUCUCUAUCGUCAAACGAAACUAUAUGCACUGUGAUACUACGUGUUCUUCGAACUGUACUGAAAAAGUCCGAAAUCUACGAGAACAUGAAUGCUUACGCGGUGAUCUAG
Messenger RNA from Mytilus trossulus (common blue mussel), 993 nucleotides. RefSeq names its product DBH-like monooxygenase protein 1. The record is from RefSeq and is a predicted model, not a curated record. Gene Ontology annotation, molecular function: copper ion binding; dopamine beta-monooxygenase activity. The coding region runs from base 1 to 993 and encodes 330 amino acids. The transcript is spliced from 7 exons. NCBI's taxonomy places the organism in Eukaryota, Metazoa, Mollusca, Bivalvia, Mytilida, Mytilidae.